GUUAUAGGAAACAGUAAAUUAGAAAAACGUCUUUAAUUUAUGAAUCCCCAUUAUCUAAAAAUUAAUUAAAUGGCAUCAUCUCGUAUUCAGGCUACUUUACGUCAAUUAUCGAAAACUUACAAGAAAAAAAGUAGAUUUGAUAUUGGCAUAGCUUCUGAGUUACCUGCUGCUUAUAAGAAGUUUUGGCGAGAAUGGAAAGUUCUCAAACCUGCUGCCGUUCACUUUGUACCUCAAGAGGGCAAAUGGAAACGCGACGAGCUAACUGGAGAAACAAUGCCUAUACAGAACGUCCCAAUACCAUUGAAACAUCCAGCGGAACUUCAUGAAGGCAUAUGGGGCGGGGAAGCAGUCAUCAAAGGUUUCCAAAAACGUGACAGGAACACACGCAGAGUGCCUCAUUACUGGGUACCAGUCUUGAAGAGAACAGUUGUACGUUCAGAGGUUCUCAACACUCACCUCUCAGUAACAGUCACAGAUAGAACUAUUCAACUUAUUAAUGAUCACUAUGGGUUUGAUCACUAUUUGUUGAAGACACCAGCUUGUGACCUUGUCUCAAUGUUGGCAUUGAAAUUAAAAAAGCAGAUACUGACUGAAUUGAUGAAUGGAUGCCCUAGAUAUGCUAAUAACCCCGAUAAACAAAAGGAAAUUUAUGAGGAGUAUAGAACUUAUUUAACAUCAUAUACACCAGAAGAAAUUGAAUGGUAUGGUCUUUCAUGGUAUGAGGCUCUGACAAAGGUUGCUAAACAAAAGGAAGCUAAUAAACCAAUACCUCUUAAGAAUGUAUAUAGAAAAAACCUUGUAGAAAAAUUAAAGGAGGCAGGAUUAGAGGAAGGCUCAAGUUCUGCUGAGGAAAUGUCGAGUGCAACAUCAUGGUUAUCCAAAAUGAACCCAUUUGGAAAAAAGGAUGAAGCUUAAUGUGAAAAUUGCAUGACAAUUGUUAAAAU
Chilo suppressalis (striped riceborer) is the source of this 944-nucleotide messenger RNA. The record is from the annotation of a GenBank genome assembly. NCBI's taxonomy places the organism in Eukaryota, Metazoa, Arthropoda, Insecta, Lepidoptera, Crambidae.